Pelodiscus sinensis (Chinese soft-shelled turtle) is the source of this 3702-nucleotide messenger RNA. The record is from RefSeq and is a predicted model, not a curated record. Lineage: Eukaryota; Metazoa; Chordata; Testudines; Trionychidae.
GCGGGGGGGGGGAGAACAACAAACAUGGCGGAGAGGAGCAAGACGGCGGAGCCGGGUAGCGAACUAGGAAGUGAUGAUAUCAUAGCAGGGAAUGUAAGCAAAUAUGCCGUUCUCCCAGCUGGUUACUAUGGACAGCCAAAAAAAGGACAUCUUAUAUUUGAUGCCUGUUUUGAAAGUGGUAACCUUGGCCGUGUGGACCACAUCACAGAGUUUGAGUAUGACUUGUUCAUUAGGCCCGAUACCUGUAACCCACGCUUUCGAGUUUGGUUCAACUUCACUGUUGAAAAUGUGAAAGAGUCACAGAGGGUAAUUUUCAACAUUGUCAACUUCAGUAAAACAAAAAGCCUCUAUCGUGAUGGAAUGGCUCCUAUGGUGAAAUCCACAAGCAGACCAAAAUGGCAAAGGCUGCCACCUAAAAACGUAUAUUACUAUCGCUGCCCAGACCACAGAAAGAACUAUGUCAUGUCAUUUGCUUUUUGCUUUGACCGAGAGGAUGACAUUUACCAAUUUGCCUACUGCUACCCGUACACGUAUACUCGGCUCCGGCACUAUCUUGACAGCCUACAAAGGAACAACAUGGACUACUUUUACAGAGAAUUGCUGGGACUCAGUGUGCAACAACGGCAACUUGACCUGCUGACUAUAACCAACCCUGUAAACCUUCGAUCUGGAUCUGAGCAGAAAGUGGUGUUCAUCACGGCUCGUGUCCACCCUGGAGAAACUCCAUCUUCUUUUGUGUGCCAAGGUAUAAUUGACUUCCUCGUGAGCCAGCAUCCCAUAGCUAAAAUACUGCGAGAUCACUUGGUCUUCAAAAUAGCUCCGAUGCUUAAUCCAGAUGGGGUGUAUCUAGGAAACUACAGGUGUUCCUUGAUGGGGUUUGAUUUAAACCGGCAUUGGGUGGAUCCGUCUCCCUGGGCUCAUCCCACACUGCACGGAGUGAAACAACUUAUCAUUCAGAUGUACAACAAUCCGAAAAUUAGCCUGGAGUUCUAUAUUGACAUCCAUGCCCACUCCACCAUGAUGAAUGGCUUCAUGUAUGGGAAUAUCUUUGAAGAGGAAGAAAGAUUUCAGAGACAGGCAAUUUUCCCUAAGCUCCUCUGCCAGAAUGCUGAAGAUUUCUCCUUUUCUAGCACGUCCUUCAACCGCGACGCUGUGAAGGCAGGGACAGGACGACGCUUCCUCGGCGGCUUAUUGGACCAUACUUCCUAUUGCUAUACACUGGAAGUCUCAUUCUACAGCUACGUCCUUGGAGGAAGUACAUCUACUGUCCCCUAUACAGAAGAAGCCUAUAUGAAGUUAGGGAGGAAUGUGGCCCGAACGUUUUUGGAUUACUACCGGCUAAACGCCUUAGCCGAGAGACCACUGGCACCUAUCUCCAGCACACGGAAAGAAAAAAUGCCCCCCUUCAAAUGUGCCACCCAGCGGGGCCCAGGGACCAGCCACACAGGCCGCAAGCUCGAGAAGAGAAGCCAGACGAACCCUACGGAGCACGCUCACUCGUCAUAACGACAUUGGGAAACAGGCGCUGCUGAGGGAGCGGAGUUGGGUCCGCACCUUUUGAAGGGGGGUGGGGUUGAAAUCGGUCUCUCUCUUUUUCCCAGAUAAGCAACACAACAAAUAGUCGGGGGGAGGAGGGGGACAGAAAUCAGCUAGAAAUGUUACAGUUGGUUUUCUUUUUACCGAGGGAAAAUCCGUCCCUGGCCUUUUGGCACAUCUCUGGAAGAUGUGAACAGAGAGAUUCACAAACACCAUUAACUGGAGCCGAGCAGCCAUGAGUUACAAAAAGAAGGGCCCUGUAGACCUCCCCUCGCUCUGUCAUUAGAGGGGUAGUCUGCCCACUGAGCAAACAAUUCAAAGCCCCAGUCGGCAAGUGCCGGGUCUACCCCUUCUGUGUAACAUUCAGCAGCGCCUGUGCAAGUCUCCUGUGCUUACCGGGUACUAGCGUGUACAUAAAUCGCUCCUGCAGGGAGGCAGGCGUGCUCCCCUGUGCUCUGCUUUGUGCCAUCUUUCAUUUCCUGGCCUCGCUCUUGGCUCUUCCCUCAGAUCUUGCCAUGAGAGACUCUGGAGCGCUCUUCAUUGAGAGCGGCGCGUGCGUACCAGUGCACGUGAUGGUUAGGGCUCCCAGAGCCUGGGCUGAGCCGGGGUGGGGAGGAUGUGUGGGGCCCAGUCCCUUGGCUGUCUUUAUUGUGCCUCCAGAAGCCAGUUGCAGUCACUCUGCUCGCCCACGUCACAGCUAUAGCCUGUGCUCCCCAGCAGAUGCUGGUUAGAAUAUGCACCCAGGGCAGGGCGCAUGGUUGGCCGCAUUGAUUGGCCUCCUGACAGGGGUGAGGGGCAAACCCUGGGGCAGGCUUUACCUCCACAAGCUAGAGCGGCCUAUGGUAGGUACCCACAGGGGAACCUGUGUGAAAAGCCACCUCCAGCAGGCAGCCUCCUCCCCAGGCCUCACCGCACCCGGCUGAAGAACCUCUCUGCUUUUCAGGGAAACCGAUUUGAAACUCUAGGGAAAGGCCUAAUCUAUCGAGUUUUACUGUUCCCUUCUGGGAUCCCCUUCUGCUGGUUCUAUGAGGUUCUGGAACGGGGUGUUAAUGGACCUCUCCAUCCCCAAACCUGGGGGCAUUGAGAGCUUGGCUUUAGCACCAGAAUUCUGGCUGCUGACCCCUGGUCUGAAAUGGCCCUCGGCAAAAUUAAAAGCAGCCUUAGUUUAAGUUACCCUGGCUGCAGUUGUCCCACAGGGCCUGCUAUAGCAGCAGGGAAUCUGGCUGUGCCAUGUUCUCCACCCCUCUCCGAAUAUCCUUGUCCUGGCCCCCCCACACCCCCUCAGGUGAGUGUAGGGGGCUCUAUGUGGCAUGAGGAUUCCCCUCUCUUAGGAGAAAGCUUUGCAGGCAGAAGAUACGGUUUCAAGUUCUGUGGUCCGGGUACAACUCUCAUGCAUAGCUCUAUGGCGACGUCUGAACAUACGACCAGAUCUGCAGCCCGUGUAUUGUGUCUCACCGCCCUCCUCCCCCCCACCCAGGCCUCGCUGCAGAUGUAAAGGAAAGCAGAAUAUGGCCCUGUUUGGAUCUGAAAAAGAAGCAAGUUCCAAGAAAGCGACAAACCUGUAAAUGCACCAAAGUUGUCAAAUACAAUCCAUCAACCUGAUUUUUUUUUUUAAUCUCUGGGAAGGGGAGAGCAGGGGGAAUAGGAAACAAGUUGAGAACAAGAAAUAAGAUGACCCACGGGAAAGAAAAUGAUAAAAACAAACUCAAUAUUGUCAGCAUUUCAAGGUUACGGGGUUAAACUGUGUGCAUUUUUAAGGAGGAUGAAGUGCCUUAAUAUGAUGAAUACCAAUGCAUCUAAAAGGCACAGUGGCUGCUUUCCUGGCUCUCUAAGCAGAGUAAUGAAUAGUGGUGACAGCAUGAUAAUUAAAAUGACCUCUUGGAGAUAUGGAUUAGAAGGCACGCAGAGCGGGGAUAACUUGUCCUUUGAAUUAAUCUAGUGUUAAUUUAUUACUAUAGUUGGAUUUUAUAAGGUUUUAGUGGAAGACUUUCAAAGUUGGUUUACUUGGGGGGGAUGGGGAGGAAUGUUCCCUUUGCAUGUUGAUUGAAACAAAACGUUUGCAGAAUUCCUCGGUGUUUCUUUCUGAAUAGCUCCAUGUAGCUAGGAUUUCGGGUAACGUCUCCUGUUCGUUGGGAGAAUCCACCCUAGAAAGGAUUAAUAAAGUGA